AUAUUUAACAAAAAAAAAAAAAUCCCACAAAAACCCUAAGCCCAAAUUAAACGCUAGCAGCUCACUCCCUCUCCCUUUCUCCAUUUUCGCCGUUAUUUCACAUUUACUUUCUCAAAAACCCCAUCGCCAUGGGCGUAAACGAAGGCGAAUCCGCCAUGUCAUCGUUUCUCGAAACAUGCAAGCUUUUAGACCAAAGUUCCUCAGCUCUAUCCACUGUUGCCGUAGCAGUUGCUGCCCUCUCUUGCGAGGCCGCAAGGGCCAACUUAUCAGCCUUCGACUUAACCGAUUCCGGCGAUGGAUCCGUCGCCAAAGAUGACAUCGGAGUAGCUAGCGACAUCAAAGUCUUACUCAACGGUUCCAAAUUGGUAGCAAGUUUUAGCAAAGGUGAUGAUAAAUUUAGCACUAAUUCGUUUUCUAAGAUUCCCGCUGUUAAUGGAAAUGUGAGGGAAGCGGUGAAGAGUAUGCAUUCUGUUAUUCGGGUGGUUGCAAAUUCGGGAGAUAAGUUAGGGGGAAAAGUUUUGCAUUUGGGGUUUGAGUUAAGGAAUUUGGGGGAGAGUAGUUUGGAAAGAGUAAGAUUGAAUUUUGAUUCAGUGGGGGUUGAGGGUCUAAAGGGUAUUUUUGAAAAGGAUUGUUUAAGUGAGGAAAGUUUGAGAAAUGGGAUCAAAUUGGCUGUGGAAGCAGGGAUGGAGAAAGAUUAUGUGAAAGUGGUGAAGGAGGUGGAUUUGGUUUUGGGAAUUGUGUGGAAAAUUGUUGCGUGGGAGGCUGUGACCGCGUUUUUCGUGCUUGAAGGUGUGGAGGUUUUGAAUGAGAAGAGUGGUGGAAAAGGAGGAGAGGCUGCUAGAGGGAAUGUAAAAGCAGAAAAGAAGAAGAAAAAGAAAGUUUUGUUGGGGAAGGGAACUAGUGUUAUUGUGGAGGUGAUUAAGGAUAUGGUGGUGAGUAAGGGAGACGGUUUAGAGAAAGUAGUGGAGGAAUUUUUAUCGUUUUUAGAUCCGAAAAGUCCUGAGUUGGAUGGUUUGUUGAAGAAGGUGAAAGAAAUUUUGGAGAGCAAUGAAAGUAGAAGAAUCCCCAAGACUCCUAAGGGUACCCGUGAUUUUGCUAAAGAGCAAAUGGUGAUAAGAAAGAAAGCAUUCUCUAUUAUAACAAAGGUUUUUGAGAGGCAUUGUGCCACAGCCCUGGAUACUCCUGCUUUUGAAUUGAAGGAGACUCUUACUGGAAAAUAUGGGGAGGAUUCGAAGUUGAUUUACGAUCUUGCAGACCAGGGUGGAGAGCUUUGUUCUCUACGAUAUGACUUAACCGUUCCAUUUUCUCGGUAUGUGGCCAUGAAUGGUCUCACGUCAUUUAAAAGAUACCACAUGGAUAAGGUUUGGAGAAGGGAUAACCCAUCUAAAGGGAGAUAUCGAGAAUUUUAUCAAUGUGAUUUUGAUAUUGCUGGCCAAUUUGAAAAGAUGGGACCAGACUUUGAGGUCGUUAGAAUUUUGUCUGAAGUACUCAAUGCGCUAAACAUUGGGGACUAUGAAAUAAAAUUGAAUCACCGAAAGUUGCUGGAUGGAGUGCUGGAAAUCUGUGGUGUGCCACCAACAAAGUUUAGAACUAUUUGUUCAAGUAUUGACAAGCUAGACAAACAAUCUUUUGAGCAAGUUAAAAAGGAAAUGGUGGAAGAAAAGGGGUUAUCUGUUGAGACGGCAGAUAAAAUUGGCACUUUUGUGAAGAUAAGAGGACCUCCUUUGGAAUUAUUGUCAAAGAUUAUGGGAGGAAGUGAGGGUAGUGAGCUUCUUGAGCACAGUGCCUCCAAAGAAGCAUUAGGUGACUUGUCAGUUUUAUUUGAUGCUCUGGAUAAAUCAAGGUGCAUAGACAAAGUGGUUUUUGAUUUGAGUCUUGCCAGAGGUCUUGAUUAUUAUACUGGAGUCAUAUUUGAAGCUGCUUUCAAAGGAGGUGUGCAGGUUGGUUCAAUUGGUGCUGGUGGACGAUAUGAUAAUCUGAUAGGAAAUUUUGGCACAAAGCAGGUUCCGGCUGUUGGUAUGAGUCUUGGAAUUGAGCGAGUGUUGACUAUAAUGGAAGAGAAAGCACAAAACCAGACAUUCCGAGCUUCAGAAACCCAAGUAUUGGUGGCUGUCCUGGGGGAUAAACUAUCUGUAGCGGCAGAGCUGGUUAGCGAGCUGUGGGAUGUAGAUAUUAAAGCAGAAUACAAGGUCCAUAAAAAGGUGAUGAAGCACAUUGAAUAUGCUAUAGACUCAAAGAUCCCUUGGAUGAUUAUUGUGGGUGAGCGAGAGCUGGAUGAAGGGAUUGUGAAACUGAAGAACAUUGAAACCACCAAUGAGGAAGUAAUUCCUAGAAGUAAACUUGUUGAGCAACUACAGCAGCGAUUGAACCCAUGAAAAGGGUCCUUCACGAUUGGAGACCAUUCUUCUAUUUUAUCACAUGUAGUUUCUUAAUAUUUUUUGUUUAUGAGCAUACAAAUACUUUAGGAGUUCAGGUAUUGCAAAUGAAAGUGUUGUGGGGAAUAUGGUUUAAACUUUGUGCAUUCCAAUUGUACCAUAUGAGCAGAAGAAAUGUUAUUGUUUUGGAAUCCUUGAGACCUUUGCAAAUGUUUUAUAUGCAUCCUCAUCAGGUUUUAUGAUUUUACCCGAUUGAGGCUGAUUUGGCUCGACGCAUCUUCAAAAAGCACUGCCGAUUCCGGUUAGUCAUCAGCUGGAUUUGGCCAAGAUGUCCAUUGUUUGCGGUCUGGAUCCGGGUGAAAUUACGCCUUGGGUUUUAAGGCGGAUUUCAGCUUGUACAGGUCGAUUAGGCUAGCUCCAGAUCGUCUCCAGCCUAUCGACGUGGAAUCUUGCCUUGUCUGAUUAGACUUGAUUACGAAUGGCAAUUU
Messenger RNA from Durio zibethinus, 2863 nucleotides. RefSeq names its product histidine--tRNA ligase, cytoplasmic-like. Gene Ontology annotation, molecular function: ATP binding; RNA binding; histidine-tRNA ligase activity. Gene Ontology annotation, cellular component: cytosol; mitochondrion. Lineage: Eukaryota; Viridiplantae; Streptophyta; Magnoliopsida; Malvales; Malvaceae. The record is from RefSeq and is a predicted model, not a curated record. Gene Ontology annotation, biological process: mitochondrial translation; histidyl-tRNA aminoacylation.